Cucurbita pepo subsp. pepo (vegetable marrow) is the source of this 1449-nucleotide messenger RNA. Its product is annotated as AAA-ATPase At2g46620. Lineage: Eukaryota; Viridiplantae; Streptophyta; Magnoliopsida; Cucurbitales; Cucurbitaceae. Gene Ontology annotation, molecular function: ATP hydrolysis activity; ATP binding. The record is from RefSeq and is a predicted model, not a curated record.
AUGCCGGUUUUCAGCCCAGCAGUAGCUUCCUCCUUCUUCUUCGCCAUUGCUUUUGUUUUGGUUCUUCGUUUUAUAGCCAAAACAUCUCUGUUGUACAUGGUGGUCAAGGGUUUUCAAUCAAUUACAGACUAUUUCCAUGUCUACCAAUACUACAGAAUUCCCCAAUUCGACGAGAAUCUACAACAGAAUCAACUCUACCUCCGUGUACAUGCCUACCUUAAUUCCUUACCUUCUCUGGAGGAUUCCAAUUUCACGAACCUAUUCUGUGGUGCAAAACCUAGCGAUAUUGUCCUCCGCCUCGACUCCGAUCAAACCGUCCACGAUUCCUUCCUCGGGGCGAAACUCCGAUGGAAACUCGAGAUGCAUAGCGAUCAUCAUCGGCAGAACAGCAGUUUUUCAUUCGUUCUAAAGCUGAGGAAGGACGAUAAACGAAGAGUAUUCCGUCAGUACUUCCAACACAUCCUCUCGAUCUCCGAUGAGAUUGAACAACAGAAGAGGGAAAUCAAGAUGUAUAUCACUGCGGACGGCUGCGCAAGACGUUGGAUGGCGGUGCCGUUUACACAUCCGGCGACAUUCGGUACAGUGGUGAUGGACAUCGAUUUGAAGAAUAAGGUAAAAUCCGACCUCGAACAGUUCCUGAAAUCAAAGCAAUAUUAUCACAGAUUAGGCCGUGUGUGGAGACGAAGUUUCUUACUCUACGGUCAGCCGGGGACGGGAAAAUCGAGCUUCGUGGCGGCUAUGGCGAAGUUUCUGCAGUACGACAUCUACAGCAUCGAUAUGUCGAAAAUCUCGAGCGACUCCGACAUGACGAUCCUGCUGCUUCAAACGACGCCGAAGUCGUUGAUUCUGGUGGAGGAUGUUGAUCGGCAUCUGAUGAAGAGAUCGACUGCGACGAGCGCGUCGGGUGUACUGAACUUCAUGGACGGCAUCGCAUCGUACUACGGUGAAGAGCGUGUGGUGGUGUUCACGAUGACGGACAAAAGUGGGAUCGAUCAAGCGGCGCUGAGGCCGGGACGGGUGGACGUGCACCUUCAUUUUCCGGCGUGUGACUUCUCGGCCUUCAAGACUUUAGCUAUAAGCCAUUUGGGGGUGAAGGAUCACAAGCUCUUCUCUCAGGUGGAGGAGGUUUUUCAGAGUGGAGCGAGCAUGAGCCCCGCUGAAAUUGGUGAGAUCAUGAUAGCUAAUCGGAGCUCGCCAUCUCGGGCUUUGAAAUCCAUCAUAACUGCUCUGCAAAUCUACGGCGGCGAUGGCGAGGGGAGGGACCGGAAUGGAUUGAAAUGGAGGGGCGGUGGAUCGGCGAUUCAUGAUGAGGAUGAGAUCGGAUCUAGACGCUUCUUUUUUAAAGAUAAUUCAAGUAUGGGAAAACUGUAUGGGCUUUUGAAAUUGGGACUGAGAAAAAAUGAAGAAUGUCUGGAUUCUCACUCUAUGGAGAAGAACUGAUUAUAAAAA